UGUUGUGUUUCAUCAGAUCAUCAUCUUCAUAUCUUCUUCAAGUUUGGUCCUAUUUUUUGGUGUUCGUUUUACAGCAAAAGCAAUUGUCAGAAGAAGAAGGAGAUGGGGGGCCGGUCCCUUGUGUCUCAGUUUCUUAAUCUCUCAACUGUUUGUCCACGCUUCACGUCAUUUGGUGCUUCAAAUAAAUUACAACGGAGACUGCGAAUGAUUAAUGAGAAUCACCUUCAGGUUGUUGGAGGUGUUAGCAGCCAGCGAUGUUGUUGCAGUGUUUCAUCACCCGAACCCACUGUUUCAGACAGUUCCCCUACGUCUAUAAAGAAGAGAAUCGUUUCUGGAGUCCAACCAACAGGAUCCAUACACCUUGGAAAUUAUCUUGGUGCAAUUAAGAAUUGGGUAUCACUGCAGGAUAAAUAUGAGACAUUGUUCUUUAUUGUGGAUCUCCAUGCAAUAACUCUACCCUAUGAUGUCCAACAACUGUCUAAAGCAACUAGAGACACUGCAGCACUUUAUUUGGCAUGUGGAGUAGACACCUCGAAGGCAUCUGUAUUUGUGCAAUCUCAUGUUCGUGCUCAUGUAGAAUUGAUGUGGCUGCUGAGUUCUGCUACCCCAAUUGGCUGGUUGAACCGAAUGAUUCAGUUCAAAGAGAAAUCGCGAAAGGCGGGUGAUGAAAAUGUUGGGGUAGCACUUUUAACAUAUCCAGUGUUGAUGGCUUCUGAUAUUCUUUUGUACCAGUCUGAUUUAGUCCCAGUUGGUGAGGAUCAGAAGCAGCAUUUAGAGUUGACUCGGGAACUUGCUGAACGCAUCAAUCAUUUAUAUGGUGGUAGGAAAUGGAAAAAGUUAGGAGGGCGGGGUGGUUCAAUCUUUAAGGUUCCCGAGCCCUUAAUUCCUCCUGCCGGAGCACGAGUGAUGUCCCUUACUGAUGGUCUUUCGAAGAUGUCCAAGUCUGCUACUUCAGAUCAGUCUCGUAUUAAUUUGCUUGACUCUAAAGAUGCAAUUGCAAACAAAAUCAAGCGCUGCAAAACAGAUUCUUUUCCCGGCUUGGAGUUUGACAAUGCUAAUAGGCCUGAAUGCAACAAUCUUCUUUCCAUUUAUCAUAUCAUUACAAACAGGACAAAGGAGGAAGUUGCACAAGAAUGCCAGGAUAUGAACUGGGGAACUUUUAAAGUUGUUCUUACUGAUGCUUUAAUUGAACACCUCAAUCCAAUCCAGGCUAGGUACCAGGAAAUCAUAUCCGAUCCAGGUUAUCUCGACCAAGUUUUAGCAGAGGGUGCAGGUAAAGCUUCAGAUAUAGCAGAUAAGACUCUAAGUAAUGUAUACCAGGCAAUGGGAUUCUUAAAGAGAUGAAAACCAACAAUACAAUAAACAUACUAUAUCCCGAGAUCAAGAAUGCUAUCCUAUGGUUCAACAUUGACCCAGAUUUUCCAAUUUUACAAAUAGAUAAAGCAAAACAGUAGAUGGGUUCACAUUCUUUUAAUGCAAUUAUAUUAAUGUAUCAUGCAACCUUACAUUUGAUGCAAGUCGCUUAGUGCUUUGUUAUGGUAAGGUCAAUAGUCCCAGAAACAUUUCUAGACCCGGAGUGUUGUUCUUGGUGUAAUUAGAGUUGGAUAUAAUAUUGAGUUGGUUCUUGUAGGAAGCGGGUUUUUACCAAUAGCCUAUUGGCAAGUUACUUGUAUUUUGGGGUUUUCUAUGAGGGAUCAAAUCUUGAGUGAAGGAUAAUUUUGAGGUU
Messenger RNA from Erigeron canadensis, 1726 nucleotides. Its product is annotated as tryptophan--tRNA ligase, chloroplastic/mitochondrial. The transcript has 15 exons. Gene Ontology annotation, biological process: tryptophanyl-tRNA aminoacylation. The record is from RefSeq and is a predicted model, not a curated record. NCBI's taxonomy places the organism in Eukaryota, Viridiplantae, Streptophyta, Magnoliopsida, Asterales, Asteraceae. Gene Ontology annotation, molecular function: ATP binding; tryptophan-tRNA ligase activity. Bases 103 to 1344 code for a protein of 413 amino acids. Gene Ontology annotation, cellular component: chloroplast; mitochondrion.